AUGAAAGAUUCAUUAUUCGAACGGAAGUAUAACCAUGGUCAUAGACGAGCUUUUUCAAUGCCUAAUGCAAGUGCUGAACGUACUUCAGUGGCUGUUGUUGGAAAUAGUAAUUUGUCUGGAGCCCAGAUGAAGAAAAGAUACUUUGUGCGAUUUCGUCCUUAUGGCCAUAAAAAUAAACGGUUGGAAACUACGAAAACAGUAAAUAAUAUAGCAAAUGGAUCACAAAUAGUAGUACCAAUCACUGAAGAUGAUGACGCUGAUCUUUCGGUAAAAAUUAACGAGGAAGAGUUAGUUUUACCGAGUGAAGAAACAGCUAAACGUAGUGCACGUAUUGCUAUAAGAAGGAUUUGGGAAGCUCGAUGGAAAGUCACAAAUUUCGAACUACUUCCAGAAUGGCUGCAAGAUAAUGAAUAUUUGCGUACUGGGCAUAGGCCACCUUUACCGAGUUUUGGGUCAUGUUUCAAAAGUAUAUUUUCGCUUCAUACUGAAACCGGUAAUAUCUGGACGCAUAUGUAUGGUUGCAUGGCAUUCAUUGGAGCUGCAGCUUGGUUUCUAACGCGUCCAUCAACGCUGAUACAGUUGGAAGAAAAAGUGGUAUUUGGAACAUAUUUUGUUGGUGCAAUAGCUUGUUUAGGAUUAUCGUUUGCUUUUCAUACAGUACAGUGUCAUUCUGUUGAAGUUGGAAAACUUUUCAGCAAAUUAGACUACACAGGUAUCAGCUUAUUAAUCGUUGGUUCUUUCAUCCCUUGGAUUUACUACGGAUUUUAUUGUCGUAUGCUACCUAUGAUUAUUUAUUUAUCUAUGAUUUCUUUUCUUGGGAUUGCCGCUGUAAUUGUGUCUUUAUGGGAUAAAUUUGCACAACCUCGCUACAGGCCUUUGCGAGCUUCCAUAUUUAUAGCAAUGGGUUUAAGUAGUAUUGUACCAGCCUUACACAUAUUAAUAACUGACGGUAUUUCGUAUCUUUUAAACGAGCUUUCGUUACUUUGGCUUAUUUUAAUGGGUGUUUUGUAUAUAUCAGGUGCUGUGUUAUAUGCCACUCGUACUCCUGAAAGGUGCUUUCCAGGAAAAUUUGAUUUAUGGUUACAAUCACAUCAGCUGUUUCAUAUGUUUGUCAUAGCUGCCGCUCUAGUACAUUUUUACGGGAUCAGUAAAACAGCUGUAAGGCAUCUGGAGCAAGGAUCUUGCGCUGAACAAGUCUUGGAACAAUACGGAUAUGAAGAUUCUUGA
Thelazia callipaeda (thelaziosis nematode) is the source of this 1227-nucleotide messenger RNA. The record is from the annotation of a GenBank genome assembly. Lineage: Eukaryota; Metazoa; Nematoda; Chromadorea; Rhabditida; Thelaziidae.